GUUUCCCCCACCAACCAACCAACCUGUGUCUGGGAGAGACGAUGGGCUAUCUUACUUAUCUUGGUGUGGGUGCGGUGGCUUGGAUAGUGUAUCAAUGGAUUCUGUUUACGAUUACGGCGCGAAAGCUUCGCCAUAUUCCGACGCUGGGUCCAGAUGGAUUCAUUUCGUCGUACAUUGCAGCUUGGAAGUUUGUGCGUAAUGGACGACAAUUAAUUCAGGAAGGAUAUGAGAAGUAUCCCGGGAGAGUCUUCAAAGUUCCCAACCUCCUCGCAUCGGGACGCUGGAUGAUUGUGGCGAACGGUACUCAGCUCGUGGAGGACUUUAGGAAGGCGACCGAGGAUCAGCUCUCUUUCAUUGACGCUGCGGGUGAUCUUCUUCAAGGAAAGUAUAUCAUGGGAAAGUACUCGCAUACCAGCCAUGAAGCGCCAUACCAUAUCGACGUUGUGCGAGGGCCUUUGACGCGGGGAUUCCCUUCGAGAUUUGGGGAUUUGAAGGAGGAAAUCGCGGAAUCGUUCAAGGAUAUUAUGCCGGCGACGAACGAGUGGACCCCUUACCAAGUUCACAAGACAUUGAUUCCCAUCGUGUGUCGAACGACGAAUAGGCUUUUCGUUGGACUGCCACUUUGUCGGAAUCCUGACUACCGUCGCAUCCAAGAGAAUAUGACGAUUCAUAUCUUUGCUACAGCGAACUUCUUGAACUUGUUCCCGGAAAUCGUCAGGCCAAUCCUCGGGAAGCUUCUCUCCAAAUUCCCAGCCGAGCUCAAGAAGGUGGAACGAUACAUUGCCCCCUUGGUUCAAGACAGGGUGGAGAUGGAUGAGAAGCAUGGGACGAACAAAUGGGAAGGACGCCCUAACGACUUGAUUUCUUGGUUGCUGGAUACCGCCCCCGAAGGAUACAAGACUCUUGACGAAUUCGCGUCGCGAGUUAUUUCAAUCAACAUUGCCGCUAUCCACACCACAUCGAUCACCCUCAGCAACAUCCUAUUCGAACUCGCGGCGCGCCAAGAGUACUUUGAACCUCUCCGAGAAGAGAUCGAGACCACUAUUGAGGAAUUCGGAUGGACGAAGGAGUCGAUGGGCAAGAUGAGGAGACUUGACAGCUUCAUGAAGGAAACGAGUCGGGUGACUGGACUCUCUGCAAUCUCAAUGUCGAGGAAGACGAGGACCGAAUACAAACUGUCUGAUGGGACGGUCCUACCUCGUGGAGUUCGAAUUGCCAUAGCCUCUGCUCCCACCCACUUCGAUCCAGCUAUCUACGAGGAUGCCAACACGUUCAAAGGAUUCCGAUUCGCAGAGAUGCGUGAAGGCGAAGGAAACCUUGAGCAUCUCAAGCACCAAAUGGUCUCUCUGGAACCAAACUUCCUGUUCUUCGGCUACGGUCGCCCUGCCUGCCCUGGCCGCUUCUUCGCUGUUAACGAGAUCAAGGCCAUGCUCGCGUACAUUCUUUUGAAUUACGACUUCAAGCUUCCGGGAGACAGUACUGAACCUCCUGCCCCUCAUUGGUUUGGUCAGUCGAGGAGCCCGAACCGGACUGCUGAGAUUUUGUUUAGGAAGCGUCAGCGGUAGAAUAGUAAACCUGCGAAAUGGUGUUGAAGAUGAAAGAAACUUGUCGCAGAAAUGAAUGAAAAAGCU
This is a messenger RNA of Coprinopsis cinerea okayama7#130, 1631 nucleotides long. RefSeq names its product cytochrome P450. The transcript has 12 exons. Lineage: Eukaryota; Fungi; Basidiomycota; Agaricomycetes; Agaricales; Psathyrellaceae. The record is from RefSeq and is a predicted model, not a curated record. Gene Ontology annotation, molecular function: heme binding; monooxygenase activity; oxidoreductase activity, acting on paired donors, with incorporation or reduction of molecular oxygen. The coding region runs from base 42 to 1565 and encodes 507 amino acids.